Messenger RNA from Drosophila willistoni, 1282 nucleotides. Its product is annotated as larval/pupal cuticle protein H1C. The transcript is spliced from 3 exons. The record is from RefSeq and is a predicted model, not a curated record. Bases 654 to 1226 code for a protein of 190 amino acids. NCBI's taxonomy places the organism in Eukaryota, Metazoa, Arthropoda, Insecta, Diptera, Drosophilidae.
UGUUAUAGAUGGAGAUGGGAAUGCUGAAAACGGCGAUACGGAAAACAACAAUGAACUAACGGGAUAUACUGGUCCCACUGUUUUAACUCGACGCUGCCGAAUUUAAUCUAUUUUACUUUGAUGAUCACACUAGCUACACACUCGUAUAUUCAUUUGUCGUUCCUUUUUACGAGUGUGCGGAGUAAAAUGUGCAUUUCAUUUCGUCUUCUUUCCGCAAUUACAAUUCGCUAGAGCAAGCAACCUUCAUACUUACAAUCACAUGAAGGCUAAAGCUGCCAGUAUCUUUUCACCGAUUCGAUCUUUGUUUGUGGUUAGCCAUUGACCAGGUAUUAACAUAAUAAAAAAUACGGCCAGCAGCUGGUUGGUUAUACGAGGGAGGGACAAAAUAAACCAAUAGCAAACCUACAGAUAAUACUACUUCAUAACUGUUGUUGGCUUUAAAAACUUUUGGUAAACCCCUCGUUAUUGAUUUGUAUAUAAUUUCCAUUUUGUUUGUUGGGUUCAAGUUCAAUGCUGAAUAGGCGUAUACGCUCUACAAUAUCUAAUGUAUCUAAUGAAGGACACUUUGUUUCGAAUUGUAUAAAAUUGAUGAUUUCGGCAGCUUGAGCAUCAGUCACUCAGCGACUUCAAAACCUACAACAAGAAAAAUAAAAAUGUUCCGUUUCAUUACCAUUUGUGCUUUGGCUACGAUUGCUGCUGCUGCUCCUUCCCCGGGAUUCAUUGAGCAUCAUCAUGCAGUAGUGGCUGCACCUGUGGUUGCCAAAGUAGGAGCUGUUGUCCACAGUGCUCCUGUUGCCACUUCCCAUCAAAGUUUUACCCAGGUUCACAAUCAUGCUGUCCUUACUCCAGUAGUUAAGCAUGUUGCUCCCGUUGUUCCUGUUGUGAGCCAUGUCGAACCUGUUGUACCAGUGGUAAAGCAUAUCGCUCCUGUUGUUCCGGUGGUAAAGCAUAUUGCUCCCGUUGUACCUGUGGUUAAGCAUAUUACUCCUGUUGUUCCGGUGGUUAAGACCUUGGUGCCUGCACUUCCCGUUGUCAAGCAUGUUCCAGUUGCUUCCGUUAUCCAUCAUCAGGCUUAUGUAGCUCCAUCCGUUUCUCACCAGAGCCAUACGCAGAUUCAUCAGAAGACUGCAAUAAUCACUGCUUCUGCCCCUGUUAUCAAGACUAUUGCCGCUCCAGUAGCUGUUGUCGCCGCACCGUUCGCCCAUGCUUAUCAUCAUCAUCAUUAACGAAACAGGCAAAAUUUUUUUCUUUAAAUAAAGAUAUUUAGUUGACCAAUUUAAAA